UGUGGGUGGCACAGAUCGCAUUAAUAAAAAAAAAAAAAUAGUACAUGAAGUAUUUUUCACAUUCUGUAACACCAGUACGAUAAUUAGGGCAUUUUGGAAUUAAGGUAAGUUAAAAUAAUUAUGAAAUAAUGAGAAUCAUUAUAUAAAUAAUUCCUUGUGAUUAAUCAUGUUGGUUGCCAACUGAACAGAGGUGAAGAGCUCCAGCAGUCCAUCAGCACACCAGCCUUGCAGUAGUUUCUGAAGGACGUGAUUCAGGAGGUGCCUGAGGUGCCCCUGGUUGUGUCUGACAAGGUCCAGGAGCUCAGCAAGACCAAGGAGGCAGUGCUGAUGCUGAAGAAGCACCGUGCCUGGACUGAUGUGUUGAAGGUUUACAAGAGCAAGAGAUUCCGUCCUGGCAAAGGAAAGAUGCGUAACCGCCGCCGCAUCCAGCGCAGAGGACCCCUUAUCAUCUAUGACAAGGACCGGGGUCUCACUUGGGCCUUCCGCAACAUUCCUGGUGUGGAUACCAUCAGUGUGGAGAAGCUCAACGUGUUGAAACUGGCACCUGGUGGACAUGUUGGUCGGUUCUGCAUCUGGACAGAGUCUGACAUGGGAGGAAGUCAUCAUUGGAGUUGCCUACUUAAAAUUACUAGUCCAGCAACACUGUUCAUGUAUACCAAGGAGGCAGUGCUGAUGCUGAAGAAGCACCGUGCCUGGACUGAUGUGUUGAAGGUUUACAAGAGCAAGAGAUUCCGUCCUGGCAAAGGAAAGAUGCGUAACCGCCGCCGCAUCCAGCGCAGAGGACCCCUUAUCAUCUAUGACAAGGACCAGGGUCUCACUUGGGCCUUCUGCAACAUUCCUGGUGUGGAUACCAUCAGUGUGGAGAAGCUCAACGUGUUGAAACUGGCACCUGGUGGACAUGUUGGUCGGUUCUGCAUCUGGACAGAGUCUGACAUGGGAGGAAGUCAUCAUUGGAGUUGCCUACUUAAAAUUACUAGUCCAGCAACACUGUUCAUGUAUACCAAGGAGGCAGUGCUGAUGCUGAAGAAGCACCGUGCCUGGACUGAUGUGUUGAAGGUUUACAAGAGCAAGAGGUUCCGUCCUGGCAAAGGAAAGAUGCGUAACCGCCGCCGCAUCCAGCGCAGAGGACCCCUUAUCAUCUAUGACAAGGACCAGGGUCUCACUUGGGCCUUCCGCAACAUUCCUGGUGUGGAUACCAUCAGUGUGGAGAAGCUCAACGUGUUGAAACUGGCACCUGGUGGACAUGUUGGUCGGUUCUGCAUCUGGACAGAGUCUGACAUGGGAGGAAGUCAUCAUUGGAGUUGCCUACUUAAAAUUACUAGUCCAGCAACACUGUUCAUGUAUACCCUGUGAGGAUUCUCAAGGGUCUACAUAGGUUGCAGUCUAGCAUCAACUUAACUUGGGCCACUUGCAUGCUGAAGAGGAUUACCGCUGAAGGAUUUCUAAGAGAAUCCCUGAAGGAUUUACCCAUGUGUGGUUUGUGGGAAGGACAGUGUAACUACUUGCCCUCUUCAGGUUUUCAAGGUUCCGAUGCAAUUGCUGCUACCAUCCAUUUUCUGGAAGGUUCAGUGCCUUCCUGAUUUCAACAAUUGACCACAUGCCAAGCUGUACUGUUAGUGAAACAUGGGAGGAAGUCUUCAUUGGAGUUGCCUACUAGGAUUACUAGUCCAGCAGCACUGUUCAUGUAUACCCUGUGAGGAUUCUCAAGGGUGCCCAUAGGUUGCAGUCUAGCAUCAACAUUACUUGGACAUGGGAUGAAGUCUUCAUAGGAGUUGCCUACUUAAAAUUACUAGUCCAGCAACAUUGUUCAUGUAUACCCUGUGAGGAUUCUCAAGGGUGCCCAUAGGUUGCAGUCUAGCAUCAACAUUACUUGGACAUGGGAUGAAGUCUUCAUUGGAGUUGCCUACUUAAAAUUACUAGUCCAGCAACAUUGUUCAUGUAUACCCUGUGAGGAUUCUCAAGGGUGCCCAUAGGUUGCAGUCUAGCAUCAACAUUACUUGGACAUGGGAUGAAGUCUUCAUUGGAGUUGCCUACUUAAAAUUACUAGUCCAGCAACAUUGUUCAUGUAUACCCUGUGAGGAUUCUCAAGGGUGCCCAUAGGUUGCAGUCUAGCAUCAACAUUACUUGGACAUGGGAUGAAGUCUUCAUUGGAGUUGCCUACUUAAAAUUACUAGUCCAGCAACAUUGUUCAUGUAUACCCUGUGAGGAUUCUCAAGGGUGCCCAUAGGUUGCAGUCUAGCAUCAACAUUACUUGGACAUGGGAUGAAGUCUUCAUUGGAGUUGCCUACUUAAAAUUACUAGUCCAGCAACAUUGUUCAUGUAUACCCUGUGAGGAUUCUCAAGGGUGCCCAUAGGUUGCAAUCUAGCAUCAACAUUACUUGGACAUGGGAUGAAGUCUUCAUUGGAGUUGCCUACUUAAAAUUACUAGUCCAACACUUCAUGUAUUCCCUGUGAGGAUUCUCAAGGGUGCCUGUAGGUUGCAGUCUAGCAUCAACUUGACUUGGGCCACUUGCAUGCUAAAGAGGAUUACCGCUGAAGGAUUUACCCAUGUGUGGUUUGUGGGAAGGACAGUGUAACUACUUGCCCUCUUCAGGUUUUCAAGGUUCCGAUGCGAUUGCUGCUACCAUCCAUUUUCUGGAAGGUUCAGUGCCUUCCUGAUUUCAACAAUUGACCACAUGCCAAGCUGUACUGUUUAGUGAAGAGUCUCCAAGUAUUGAGGGCAUUGAAAGCUGUGGGUGUCUUCAUUUUAUCCAGGUAAGCAGAUCUUUUGUCCUUUGCCGUUACUGUAGGAUGGGCUGUAUGUGUGUAUAUGUAAAUACCACAAUUCAGCUAACAGACCAGAUUCAAAUUUGAAGCAUUUUAACCCUUACAUGGCUGCAAUUGCUUAUGUAAUCGAGCACAAUUCAGCUAACAGACCAGAUUCAAAUUUGAAGCAUUCUAAUGAAAUCUAGUAAUCUUUCCUGGUUUAGCUUUAGUAAAAUUAUGAAAUCUAUGUUCAGAGCAUUGGGGUAUGAACUUAAUUAUUCUUUUGACACCUGUUUAGUUUAUUGGUAGAUGAGAAGUAUUGAAUUACGUGUGGUCUUAACUAGCUUUUUUUUCUCUCUCUCUCUCUCUCUCUCUCUCUCUCUCUCUCUCUCUCUCCCUCCCUCCCUCCCUCCCUCCCUCCCUCCCUCCCUCCUUCGUUUUUAAUUUUUCUUUAGAACUGCCAAGUACUGUUACUUCAUUAGUCAAGGCCCAACAAGUGGUUUACCCUAACUGCAUCAUACCCAAACAACAGUAGUAGUUUACCCUUGCUGCAUCCUACCCAAACAACAACAGUAAUGGUUUAUCCUUGCUGCAUCAUACCCAUUCUUAACAAAGCUGACCUGGCUGGAUGCAGAUAAAUUCCCUCGAGGCUGUCAUUGUUCGAGUUCAGUUUCAUCCACAAAUCUCUUUUAUCACUUGCUGCUUUCCGCAAUUUAUUAUUCCUUAACCCUUUCCUUCCGGCGCUUAAAUUAUUUUCCCGUUUUUUAUGACGGCUAAAAAUGGUUAACCUAGAAAUUGUCAGAAAAUUGUUUGAAUACUAAUAAUUAUUUUCUCUUUGUCAUUCUGAAUACAAUGAUAUACUUUGUAGCUCGAUGUGACCUCUCAAAGUUGAGUUUAUGCCUUAUAAAGAAUUCCUCCUCCUCCCGCUGUGUGAUUCGUCAUCCAGAAACAGCCUGGAGAGCGAUGACGCCGCGUGCACACACACACACACUCUCUCUCUCUCUCUCUCUCUCUCUCUCUCUCUCUCUCUCUCUCUCUCUCUCUCUCUCUCUCUCUCUCUCUCUCUCUCUCUCUCUCUCUCUCUCUCUCUCUCUCUCUCUCUCUCUCUCUCUCUCAUCUUGGAGGGGAAAUUGUACACUUCCAAUGAGAGAGAGAGAGAGAGAUUUCAUCCCUUUUCACAUCAAGUUUCAGGCAAAUAACAUUUUCUCUCUUUCUCUCUCUCUCUCUCUGACAAGUUACCUUCUACAAUUUUAUUAUAAAAUCGAAGAUAAUGAAAAAAUUAACAUGAAAGAAUGAUAGGUAUCAUCUCUCUGUUCUUAUAAAACAGGUGGAUCCUGUAAAUCAUUUUCCGAGUCCUCACUAAUGUCUUCGCUUUCUUCAGCUUCUAAAUAUUCACUGUCACUGUCUUCAAACUCAGAAGCACUACAUAUGUUGUGUCCUGCUCCAUGGUGAGUUAUGAUCUGAGAUCCUUGGCUCUUAUCAGGAUGUCUCUUCACACUUAUCAUGGUGCUUUCCACCCGGCGGAUUGCUGGAGUUGCCAAGUGUCGCCCGGAGAAAGGGAAAAUAGCUUAGUUACCACUAAAUUUCCAGAGCUAGUGACAACACUACAUGUGGAAACAUGCCAGACACUUCCACUCACACCAUCUGACUCGAGAAACUGCGCUUGGACCUCAAAAUUGAGGCGCGAAAAUUCUUGUUUACCGGUAUGAUCGCCGUCGCUAUGGACGCAUUUUUGCAAUCAUAUAUAUACGAUUGCCGGAAGGAAAGGGUUAAAAUAAAUUCAUUUACUUCUUAAAAUAAUGUGCCUCACAAACCAGAUUUUGCCCUUUUUUCUUCUUCCCUUGCCACCAUUAUAUAUAUAAAGUUUGUGCACUCAUUUUAAAUUCUUUAUAAUUUCUUCUAUAUUACGCUAUUGUCACAGUAUUUUGAUAUAUAGUGGGCUUUGGUGUUACAGCUAUUUUGAUUUGUAUAGCCAGGUUAUUUCCCAGUAUGCAUUUGCAUAUAUCAUUGUGUUCAUAAGAGUAGUUAGUGGUUUUCCUUUAUCUUGUACACAGUAGUUUGUUAUAUAAAUGAUUAAUGAGCCUUUUGGUUCACUCAUGAAAUAGCUGUGAGGUAAUGUUGGCUAGCCUGCAUGAGGGAACCACUGUGUACUGGAUUUACAGUAGUAUGAAGAAUAUUUCAUUUAGUGGUCCCCAUCAACAAAUAAUAGUAUAAAUUAGAAAAUAUUCAUGGAUGUAUGUAGAUCUGGUAUCCCUUCAUGUACGUGGCCAACCCUAAUUAAUUUAUUAGCUCAUCAAAAGUACUGCUGUUGUGGCCUAUUAAGUCUCAGAAUGGACCAUAGUCUGUAUGAAGAAAAUAAAAAUAAAAAUGCUUA
Scylla paramamosain (green mud crab) is the source of this 5119-nucleotide messenger RNA. RefSeq lists its product as uncharacterized. Gene Ontology annotation, biological process: translation. The transcript is spliced from 30 exons. Lineage: Eukaryota; Metazoa; Arthropoda; Malacostraca; Decapoda; Portunidae. The record is from RefSeq and is a predicted model, not a curated record. Gene Ontology annotation, cellular component: ribosome; cytosolic large ribosomal subunit. The coding region runs from base 328 to 1353 and encodes 341 amino acids. Gene Ontology annotation, molecular function: RNA binding; structural constituent of ribosome.